Molecule: messenger RNA, 2834 nt
Organism: Octopus bimaculoides (California two-spot octopus)
Lineage: Eukaryota; Metazoa; Mollusca; Cephalopoda; Octopoda; Octopodidae
Biological process (GO): regulation of transcription by RNA polymerase II
Cellular component (GO): nucleus
Molecular function (GO): DNA-binding transcription factor activity, RNA polymerase II-specific; RNA polymerase II transcription regulatory region sequence-specific DNA binding
Source: RefSeq, a predicted model, not a curated record
CCGUCUUCAAAAUAAACAUGUGUUACGUUGUUUAUCUUUCUCGGCUGCAAGUGACAAUUUUAAAAACGUUUCCAAUAUCAGAUGACAUUGGCAUUAAAAAAGAUUUUUUACUUCAGAAGCACCAUCGCCUAUUAAAGACUAAGGAAUAUAUUAUAUACAACAGUUGUGUAAAUUUGGUUACAUAAAUCUGUGGAACAAGUAAUGUGGAAUACCACCUCUGAGUGAUAAUAUUUACAAACUUUGUUUACGUGACUAUCUGAAUGUGUGCAAGCUUAUUUUGCACUCUACUUAAACGUGGAUAGAUGUAAAAAAAGAGUUUGCAAUAUCUUCAGCACUUGACAGAUAUCACUGUUGAUAGAAAUACAGCAGUAAGUAUUGUUUUUACAAAUGAGAUGUAAAAAUAGAAAGAAAGAAAAUAUCAAUAUAUUGUGAAAGAAUAAUUACAGCAAAGACCUGCUGGGGCAAGUGAAUUCGAAAUCGUGAUGGCACCUUUACCAGUGGAGCACUAAGAGCACUGUCUGAGCAUGAUUGUUAUCAUGCGAAAUUUGUCGGAAAUUCUUCUUUGAAAUUGAUUGUUUACCUGAACUCAUGCACACUAAUAUAGGAGGAAAACCAUAUUGCUGUAAUAUUUGUAGCAAAUCUUUCUCUAAAAUCCGUAGCUUAACGAAGCAUAAAUGCAUUCAUACAAGAGAAAAACUGCAUCACUGUGAAAUCUGUGGUGCAUCUUUCUCAAAUGAAAAUAACUUAAUUUGUCAUAAACGUAUUCAUACAGGAGAGAGACCAUAUCACUGUGACAUCUGCGGUAACUCGUUUUCUCAACAUAAUCAUUUAACCAAACAUAAACACAUUCAUACUGGAGAUAAACCAUAUCAUUGUGAUAUCUGUGGCACAUCAUUUUCUCAAACUGCUCAUUUAACCAAACAUAAACGCAUUCAUACUGGUGAGAAACCAUAUCAUUGUGAUGCCUGUGGUAAAUUAUUCUCUAGAAAUGAUCACUUAGCAAAACAUGUGCAUAUUCAUACAGGGCAAAAACCAUUUCACUGUCAUGUCUGUGGUAAAUCAUUCUCUCAAGAAACUAAUGUUACUACUCACAAGCGCAUUCAUACAAGAAGAGAAGUCAUAUGACUGUGAUAUUUGUGGUACAUUAUUCUCUAGAAAUGAUCAUUUGAAAAAACACAAACGUAUUCAUACAGGAGAAAAACCAUAUCACUGUCAUAUCUGUGGUAAAUCAUUCUCUCAAAAACCUAACCUAAUUAGUGACAAGCACAUUCAUACAGAACAGACACUAUUCCACUGUAGUAUCUGUUUUAAAUCAUCCUCGCAAAGUGAUAAUAAUGACAUAAGGAUGUACCAAUGUAUUCAUACAGGAGAGAAGCCAUAUCACUGUAAUAUAUGUGAUAAAUCAUUCUCUAGCGAAAAUAACUUUGCUGCUCAUAAACGAAGUCAUACUGGAGAGAAGCCAUAUCACUGUGAUCUCUGUGGUAACUCAUUCUCUCGCAGAUACUGUUUAACUAAACACAUGUACACACACACUGGUGAAAAACCAUAUCACUGUGAUAUCUGUGGUAAAUCAUUCUCUCAAAACAGUAACUUAACUAAGCACAAGCGUGUUCAUACAGGGUAGAAGCCACAUCAGUAUGAUGUCUGUUGUAAAUCAUUUUCUCAGCAUCAUCACUUAUUUAUUCACAAACACAUUCAUACAGGAUAGAAGUCAUAUCACUGUUGCAUGUAGUAAAUCAUUUGCAGCAGAAAACAAAAAUUGACUAAGUUACACAUGUGUAGAAGUAGGAUGUGAUGGAGGAGGAGAUCAUGUAACAUGACUGUGCUAAUCUAACCACAAACUUCAGAACUCACAAAUUCGAUGGAUUUAUUGGUGCUGCCAGACCCAUUGAGUAAGAAGUUGUUUCACAAACUAUGUGGUUACUGCACAUCAUCUUAGGCAAGUGUAUGUAACUAGCUGUGAGUUGAUGUGAAAUUUGGUCUAUGGAUACUGCCCACCUUAUUAAUGUAUGUGUGAGUGUAUGUAUGUGUCCAGGUUUAUAUUUACCAGAGUUGUGUCAAAAAGUGCAACUACGCGCAGGAGUGGCUAUGUGGCAAGUAGCUUGCUUACCAACUACAUGGUUCUGGGUUCAGUCCCACUGCGUGGCACCUUGGGCAAGUGUCUUCUAUUAUAGCCUCAGGCCAACCAAAGCCUUGUGAGUGGAUUUGAUAGACGAAAACUGAAAGAAGCCUGUCGUAUAUUUGUAUAUAUAUAUAUAUAUAUAUAUAUGUAUGUGUGUGUAUAUGUUUGUGUAUCUAUGUUUGUCCCCCCAACAUCGCUUGACAACCGAUGGUGGUGUGUGGUGUGUUUAUGUCCCCGUAACUUAGCAUUUUGGCAAAAGAGACUGAUAGAAUAAGUACUAGGCUUACAAACAAUAAGUCCUGGGGUCGAUUUGCUCGACUAAAGGCGGUGCUCCAGCAUGGCCACAGUCAAAUGACUGAAACAAGUAAAAGUGUAAACAGAAUAUUGAUAUAUGCAAUAAACAACAUUCUUCAUUUCUGCAGUUAGAAAAAAAGAGCUUGGAACUUGUUAUUUAAUGAUGUUUGCAUGAACCUUCAAACAAACGUUUGUAAGUUCAGAUAAAUUGCAUUAAUUAGAAUUGAUAUUUUUAACUCUGAUUUUGAUGAGAUAAUUGUUUAUUUUUCAAAUGACGUAGAUGUGUGUAAGAGGCCAGAUUUGGCCAGUUUGAAGAUAAAUGAGGUAGAAUAUACUGGCCGGAUAUGGCCACUUUAAAUGCUAGAGAUAACUAUUUAGCAUUCAGAUUUCUGUGAAAUAAAAUAUUUAUUCACAUUGA